Messenger RNA from Sorex araneus (European shrew), 616 nucleotides. RefSeq names its product late cornified envelope protein 3C-like. Bases 83 to 370 code for a protein of 95 amino acids. The record is from RefSeq and is a predicted model, not a curated record. The transcript has 2 exons. Gene Ontology annotation, biological process: epidermis development. NCBI's taxonomy places the organism in Eukaryota, Metazoa, Chordata, Mammalia, Eulipotyphla, Soricidae.
GCUCUUUCCCUCAGCCACACACCACAGCCUCCGCAGGAACAGCCUCUGCCUCCUCUCCUCUGGAAUCAUCAUCUCCCACAAGAUGUCCUGCCAGCAGAGCCAGCAGCAGAGCCAGCUCCCUGCCAAGUGCCCCUCACCCAAGUGCCCCCCGAAGAGCCCAGCACAGUGCUCCCCGCCCGCCCCCUCUGGCUGUGCUCUGAGCUCCGGGGGCUGCCACGGGCCCAGCUCCGAGGCCGGCUGCUGCCUGAGCCCCAACAGGCGCCGCAGGUCCCACGGGUGCCGGCGCCGCAGCUCUGGCUCCUGUGACAGAGCCAGUGACCAGCUGUCUGGGGGCUCUGGCUGUGGCCAGGGCUCUGGGGGCUGCUGCUGACCAGGACUCGAUGCUGAGAACAGGAAAGAGAACCCAAGGGCCAGGACAAGCCCUGCCCGGUGGAGCCUUUCCAGGACAUACUUGCUGCCUGUCCCAGGCCCUGCAGGGCUGCCCCUGCCCAGGCCCUGCCCCCCCCCCCAGGCUCUUUCUCUCUCAAGCCCAGGCUCACAGCCCCCCUCUCCCACAGCAAGGAUGGCCAGCACCCCUGACACACCCUGUGAUCAAUAAAGCUUCUCUUUCUCUGCA